AUGAAGGUGGCAUCCUCUGAUUGGCCAAGCGCGUCAGCUCUUUCACGCCUCCUGAUUGGCUGGGCACAGCAACUACCCCUCCCGCGACCCCGCCGACCCCCGCCGUUGGCAGGCCCCCAACUCGCCCUGCCCAUGUACACGUACGAGCAGCACAAGGAAACAGCCGACUGGCUGCUGGAUCACACCAAGCACCGCCCCAGCUUGGCCAUUAUCUGUGGCUCUGGCCUUGGGGGCCUGGCUGACCAGAUGAAGGAUCCGGUGGUUUUUAACUACACAGAUAUUCCCAACUUCCCCCAGAGCACAGUGGCAGGCCAUGCGGGGAAGCUGGUGUUCGGGACGCUGGCGGGGGUAAGCUGCGUGGUGAUGAAGGGCCGGUUCCACAUGUAUGAGGGGUACCCGCUGUGGAAGGUGACGUUCCCAGUGCGGAUCUUCCGCCUGCUGGGUGCAGGGACCCUGAUUGUCACCAACGCUGCCGGCGGCCUCAACCGGGGGUAUCAGGUGGGCGACAUCAUGGUGAUCCGGGACCACAUCAACAUGCCUGGCCUGGCUGGCAUCAACCCGCUGAGCGGCCCCUGUGACGAGAGGUUCGGGCCCCGCUUCCCCGCCAUGUCAGACGCCUAUGACGAGCAGCUGCGGGGCCUGGCGCUGGCAGUGGGCAAGGAGCUGGGCUACGGCCCGAGCCUGCACGAGGGCGUCUACUGCACCUUGGGGGGGCCCAACUACGAGACCAUCGCUGAGUGCCGCUUCCUGCAGCAGCUGGGCGCCGACGCCGUCGGGAUGAGCACGGUGCCCGAGGUGCUUGUGGCCCGGCACUGCGGCCUGCGCGUCUUCGGCUUCUCUCUGAUCACCAACAAGUCGGUGCUGGAGUACGGGACCCGGGAGAAGGCCAACCACACCGAGGUGCUGGAGGCCGGGCGCCAGGCCGCUCUCAAGCUGGAGCGCCUGGUCUCCGUGCUGCUGGAGCGCAUGAAGGGCAAAGGUCUGGUGUAG
Emys orbicularis (European pond turtle) is the source of this 990-nucleotide messenger RNA. It is a transcript of the gene PNP, whose product is annotated as purine nucleoside phosphorylase. Gene Ontology annotation, biological process: nucleoside metabolic process. Gene Ontology annotation, cellular component: cytoplasm. The record is from RefSeq and is a predicted model, not a curated record. Gene Ontology annotation, molecular function: purine-nucleoside phosphorylase activity. Lineage: Eukaryota; Metazoa; Chordata; Testudines; Emydidae. Bases 1 to 990 code for a protein of 329 amino acids. The transcript has 6 exons.